Molecule: messenger RNA, 3117 nt
Organism: Carya illinoinensis
Lineage: Eukaryota; Viridiplantae; Streptophyta; Magnoliopsida; Fagales; Juglandaceae
Product: BTB/POZ domain-containing protein At5g47800-like
Exons: 6
Coding region: 1119-2924 (601 amino acids)
Source: RefSeq, a predicted model, not a curated record
CAUGCAGAGAUCGUCGAGCUUAUCUUUCCAGAAGCAAUAUUACUUUAACCUGAGUUUUCAUGUUCUUCAUAUAUAUUGAGAUCAUCUGCCUUUCGAAAAAAGUUUAUUUGGAGGCUGCCGCACGGUAGCUAGCUAUACUUUCGUGCUUGGAAUAAAAAUCUCAAUGGCUGAUCUUUCCAAUCAUCUGAUAAAGAAGUAUUGGGUGUGUGCCACGUUAGCCUCUACGUGGUUCUUUCUUUUCCCACGAUUUGUCUGCAAAAGCGGAGACCAGUAACACUAGGUUAGAUUUUAACAAAGAAGUGGUGAUAAAUGCAGCUGGACCAACAUCCCAUUAUAACCCCCCUUGGAAGAACUAUAGAACAACAUGAGAAGAUUCUUCUUUUAAUUUUCCUUUUGCUUUUUCAAUUUUCUAUCUUCUGUUGACUGGGUAGCAGGAAAAGUACUUGUUUUUUACUCUCUCUUCCAAGAAAUUAAAAGUAGGGGCGUACUUGCCCAGAAACCAUCUAUGAAUACAUAUAUAGUUUCAUACUAAAGUCAAUCAAAUGUUUUGAUGAUAAUCAUGAUUCACGUAGUUGGAGGUACUGUUAAAAGUUAAAAAAAAAAAAGGAAAAUUGGUUGCACCCCUCUGAUCGUCAUUUCUCUAAGAGUUGAGAGAGCAUAUUAUAUUAUAUAGACUGGAAAGUAUUAAUAAUGGACAUCAGCCAAAAUGGAUUUUUAGAGUGUACAUCAAAUCAUAUCAUGAUAUAGAGUAGAUAAGACUUAUCUUGACUCAAAGUUCCACGUAACCCCACCAUAUUUUUUUUUCUGUUUAAAAUAGUGAAAUCUGUCAUGUCUAUAAGCAAUGCUAGAUAAAAACUUCGGACGUUUAAGUUCAGAGCAUUGCACAAGUUGCACAAUGAUUAUUAAUACUAAUUGAUAAAGGGUAGUCUUCGGGAUGGCCGCAUUGCACAAGUUGAGCUUCAAGUUGUUGAUUUUAAUUAUGCGAGACAACAUCUGUAUUUUUUGACUCUGGCUUUCAAUUGGAAAUCAUCAGGAAAGGGCACACAUUCCAAAUUCAUGAUAUAUGAGCAGGAAAGACUGAUCGAGAUCUUUUCAUAGAAAGAAAACACCUUCAUAAAAUGAAGUUUAUGAAACUUGGCAUAAGGCCAGAUACCUUUUACACCGAAGAAGCUACCAGGACCCUGAUCUCAGAUUUACGUGGCGAUAUUGUGAUUCAAGUUAAUGAUACCAGCUAUCUCCUCCAUAAGCUGCAGUUUCCACUGCUUCCAAAGUGUGGACUCUUGCAACGGCUUUGCUCAGAGUCUGGCGAUUCCAACAACUUUACAGUUGAGCUUCAUGAUCUUCCUGGAGGGGAAGAGGCUUUUGAACUGUGUGCUAAGUUUUGCUAUGGGAUUACCAUUAAUGUCAGUGCUCGCAACUUUGUACCAGCAUUCUGUGCUGCUAAAUUUCUUAGAAUGAAUGAAUCUGUAGAGAAGGGGAACAUGGUUCUCAAACUUGAGGCUUUCUUCGCUUCAUGCAUUUUGGAAGGUUGGAAGGACUCUAUUGUGACACUCCAGAGCACAUCCAAUUUACCUGAGUGGUCUGAGACCUAUGGAAUCACCAGAAAGUGCAUCGAUUCCAUCGUUGAGAAAGUCCUCACACCCCCAUCAAAGGUUGCAUGGUCCUACACUUACACUAGGCCCGGUUACUCCAAGAAAAGCCGACAUUCUGUUCCGAAGGACUGGUGGACAGAAGAUAUAUCCGACCUUGACAUAGACAUGUUCCGCUGUAUUAUCACUGCCAUCAAAACAACAUGUAUAAUGCCACCACAGCUUAUUGGUGAAGCCUUGCAUGUCUAUGCCUGUCGCUGGUUACCAGACACAACAAAGAAGAGUCCUCUAGAAGCUGGUUUAGUGCCUCAAACUGAAGGACUCAAGGAGAAAAACUGGCUAAUUCUUGGAACUAUAGUGAGCAUGAUUCCCGGAGACCGAGGAUCAGUUUCAGUUGGCUUUUUGCUAAGGCUUCUUAGCAUAGCAUAUUAUGUUGGAGCCUCUCCAGUGACAAAAUCAGAGCUCAUAAGGAGAUGCAGUCUGCAAUUUGAGGAGGCAACAAUGAGUGACUUGCUCUUUCCCUCGCACUUAACCUCUGAGGGGCACUCUUACGACGUGGACUUAGUUGUGGCAGUUUUAGAAAGCUUAGUGGUGCUAUGGAGAAGACAGCCCCCUACAGCCGCAGAAAACAGACAUUUUUUGGGAUCCAUCAGGAAGGUUGGGAAGCUCAUUGAUUCUUAUAUUCAAGUGGUUGUAAAGGAUGUCAACAUGCCGGUUUCAAAAAUAGUAUCACUUGCUGAAGCACUACCCGACAUUGCACGGCCAGAACACGAUGACCUUUACAAGGCAAUCAACAUUUAUCUAAAGGCGCAUCCUGACCUGAGUAAAGCAGACAGAAAGCGCCUCUGCCGAAGUCUAGACUGCCAAAAGCUAUCUCCAGAGGUACGUGCCCAUGCUGUGAAAAACGAAAGGCUACCAUUAAGAACUGUGGUGCAAGUCCUCUUUUUUGAGCAAGAGAGAGGUUCCAAGGAAACUAAUCACAAGCUACUUCUUCCGGAGCUGAUUCGUAGGGGAACGCAGGCACUAACUGCAGGAAACGAUGAGGGUAAGCUAAAAGUAGGUCCAGAUGAAAAACUUAGUAGAAGGGAGGGGCCAGGAAGAACCACCAUUGCCAGAACCAGUGAAAGGGAUCAACAAAAAAUGAAGAGAUCAGAUGGAAAGUUGCCACUAGCAUUGGAAAGAAAGUUGGCCAUUUCUGAAAUUGAGGAAGUGGAGUCAGAGAAGGAGAAGGAAAUAAGAGAAGAAGGAAUGUCUCGGAGAAAACUGGAGCCUAAGAAGAUUGUAUCAAAGGGAAGCAGAUCAGACCAUAGCCAGGACAGAGUCAGAGAAAGAUAGUAAAUGAAAACCAUCCAGUUUCUCCUUCAACUUACGGUAAUAGUUUAAUUGGCCUUUCGUUAUGUUACUAAAAAUGCUGUUCUUUUUAGAAGUGUAUAAGCCGUUUGCAUCAUUUGUGUUCAUAGAAAGUUAUUGUUAAGCUAUCUAUCAGAAGCUCCAUAUCACUGCUAUCUAGAAGACUUGUUUGUCUUUA